CGGAACGUAUAUAGUGUAGUGUACGUGUGUAUCUCUCUGCUGUACUACUAAAUACCUUGUCUGCCAACAAAUCAAGGCUUCCAUCCUCAUCCUACUCUUACUUCUGACUGGGAAACCAACGGCAACAACCAUGAGUACGCUAAUGGAAACCGCUGAUGAGACUGGUGCCGGUAUCACGUCGCCCCCUUCCCCAGGGCGCUCUGUCAACGUCGCCGACGCAGAGAGGGCGUAUCUCGGUGAGGGACGGGAUGAUGACACGGAUUCCCCCUCCAACCCCAAUCAACUCAGUGUGAAGAACUUCGACUAUGAGUUGGUAAGGAAUCGUGAAAGGCAUCACACCUCUGAAUAUGAGAUCAAGAACCUGUUUGUCAGGCGAGGGCAGGCCUUUGACCUUGAUGUGACCUUCAACAAGGUUCCCAAGACAGAGGUGUUCAUGCUGGAGUUGACUGUUCGUGGUGCUGUGGUUUCAUCCAUCAACCGCGGAACGGUGAUCCGCAUGCCCUUCCACCGCUCCCAAGCAGACACCCCAGGAGGGUGGGGUAUCCGAGUUGGAUCUACGGAGGGUGCUAAGUACUCCCUGGUAAUCAACUGCCCUUCUGAUGCUAUCGUUAGCCGCUACAACGUCGCUGUUGUCAUCAAGGAUACAGAAGAAGCAGAACCAAGGUACUUCAGACAGGAUGAUCCUAUCUACGUGCUUUUCAAUGCCUGGUGCCGCGAAGACAGCGUCCAUAUGGCUGGAGAUAUUGAAAAGGGCGAGUACGUGCUCAACGAUAAUGGAUAUGUCUUCAUUGGAUCUGCCAGGCCUGGUUCUCAAUACCCUCGCCCCUGGGUCUUUGGCCAAUUUGAAGAUUCUGCCACCGAGGUGGUGUUUGACCUCCUGGAAAAAUGGGUUCGUGUGAACGCAAGAAGUGACCCGGUAGUGGUUUCAAGAAAGUUCACUCAUCUCAUCAACUACAUGCCUGAGUAUGGUGUACCAGAGACCAAGGUGGGAUUACUGGUUGGGAACUGGAGCGGAGACUAUGAAGGAGGUGAAAGCCCAUCCAAGUGGACAGGCAGUACAAAGAUCUACGAGACGUUUGCUGAGUCCGGUGGCAAACCUGUCAAGUACGGUCAAUGCUGGGUAUUCAGUGGUGUCCUGUGCACUGCCAUGCGCUGUCUUGGCAUUCCCUGUCGAAGCGUUACUAACUUUGCCUCUGCUCAUGACACAGAUGUCAGCAUGACCAUUGAUACUGUCAUCGAUUCAGAGACAAAUGAAGAGAUCGAGUAUUUGAGCAACGAUUCUGUGUGGAACUUUCAUGUUUGGAAUGAGGUUUAUUAUAGCCGUUCUGACACCAUCCCUGGGAUGGGUGGCUGGCAGGUCGUUGAUGCUACUCCACAGGAAAGUAGCGAAGGUGUUUUCCAGUGCGGCCCUGCUCCUGUCACAGCUAUCAAGCAAGGCCUGACCUACAUCAACUACGACACCAAGUUCGCCUUCGCGGAGGUCAAUGCUGAUCGUAUCAACUGGGUUGCAACUAAGAAAGAUCGUGGCCCACCGGACAUGAAAACAGUGAGCAUCAACACUAAUGCCGUCGGUAAAUACAUCAGUACGAAGAAACUUCCGCUCGUUCCAGGAGGAUACAUCAGCCGAUGGAAUGCCAGGAAUGACAUCACUCUGGAGUACAAAUAUGCAGAAGGAUCUGUUGAGGAGCGCAACGCGGUUGAACGUGCCAUUUCUUAUGGCACCAGACCCAACACCUAUCGGGAGAAUGUGAAGACAGACGACAUUGAGAUGGCGAUUGUCUUGGAUGAGAAGAUCUCUGUCGGCAGUGAUUUUGAGCUCAAGGUAGCAGUCAAUAACAAGAGCUCUGUGUCUCGUGUCAUCUCCCUGACUAUGAAUGCUCAUAUGUGCUACUACACAGGUGUGUUGGCUAAGAAGAUCACAAGCCUACGUAAGGAAUUAACAGUCCCCGCUGGCAAGUCUGAACAUGUUAUUGAGAUGAUUAGGGCUGAGAUCUACUCAAGCUGUCUGGUCGAUCAGGCCUGCAUCAAGUUCUACGUCUACGGCAAAGUCAAGGAAACCUCCCAACAAACCGUGAGUCAGGACACUGUGUACCUCACCCCACCGGAGAUGAAGACUGAGUUCAAGGUCGUAGGUCACGAGGUCGAAGCUGUGGUUGAGUUUGUGAAUCCCUUGCCUAUCACGCUCACUAACUGUACAAUCACCUUCGAGGGUGCUCGUCUCCUUCGCUCUAUGACACUCUACGCCAAUGAUGUUCCUUCAAAGGGCAACUUCAAACAGAAGGUCAAGUUCUCACCCCGAGAGAAGGGAAAGAGAACUCUCGUCAUAGACUUUGACUCCAAACAAAUUGGCAACAUCACUGAUGUCGUCGAAAUAGAGAUCCCAUAAGAUACUAGACCUGGGACCUUCCCUUGCUGGGUAGAAACAGAUACUCCAUAAUGGAAUGAAUAGCAACUACCUGGGUGCACCGGAACAAAAGUUUGAACAGAUCUUUGACAGGUUUGAUAUUUCCCAGGAAUGAUGCAAACCUUCCAUGUAUUUUAUUCAUUGUGUAUAGAAAUACAGAUCCAUGGUCUACAUUAUUUCUUUGGGAAAAACAUAAUGUCUUCAGAACUUUACUUAUUUUUGUUCCUAUUCCCCAUGCAAUUCCCUUCAUUCUGUUUUGACAGUAUUUGUAAAAGUAUGGUUAAGACAUGUAGUAGAUUUUGAGUGACUUUGUUGACAUUUAAUAUUUUAUUCGCUUCUUUCAAGACGAUGUAGUUCGAGUAAGUAGGCUUACACAUUGUGUUCUUCUUAGCUGUUAUACAUACAGGUACUUUACUGAUAGAGUAAGAAAAGGAUUAUUCAAGUGUAGAGAAAAUAGAAUGUAGUAAUUUAGGGCUAUAAGCCUUUGUCAAGUAAUAUGAAUUAGUGAUAGUUAUGUGGUUAAAGCUGGUAUUGUUUGAUAUACCAUCUGUAAAGGGAUGGAAGAUGAACAAGAAAUAUGUUAAAAUCAUGAAUAUUGUGAGCUUCUAGUACUUGUUCCUUUGUGGUCAUAUGAUGGCACCUUCAAAAUGAACACAAUUUUAAGAAUGUCAAUUCUAAGAUUGAUUGAUUGACAGCUGAAAUAGGCCAACUAUUUAAUAUUAGAUUUAUCUCUCUUACUUCACAAAUGUGGUCACAAGAACUAUGGCUUAACAUGUCAGGGAAAAUACUUAAUAGUUUGCCUCAAUAACUCCUUUGCCUUGCCUUGGAAUGUUAUGGGAAUAUGGUCUUUAUUUGUUGCUAAAUCAUUCAAGUGUAGAACAAAAAAGAAACAUACAAACAAACAACAACAAAUGAAAGAAGGAAAAUACAGAAGAAAAAUUGCACAUUGGAAGCUUUUUCCAUGUUCAUUUGAAAUUAUGUCAUUUGAUGAUACAUUUUCGUUCACCUAUUUUUCUAUAAUAUUCUAAUAGUUUGUACUCUGAGGUUGAUUUUCUUACCAUACAAUUUUUGCAUAAAACAACAUAGCUGUAGAUUUCAUCAUGUCUUUAACUACCUGUAUAAUUAUGUUGGUAGUGAGCUGUUUGUGUAUCUAUGUAAUGUACCAGUACUUCAGAAACUAUUCAGUGUGUGAAUAUCUUUUGUACUGUAGUGACAAUUCUACUGAGGUAUUGUUGUCAAAGUGCCUUCUUUUUUACUAUUUCAUGGCCGUAUACCCGAAACUAUUAUCUUUCAUGAUCGUAAAAGUAAAAUGAUUUUCUUAAGCUACUGAAAUUAGGAUAAAUUUCUGCACAAAGCUGGUUGCAUACUCGCACAGUUUAGAGUUUUCUUAUUUUCUGAAUUAAUCAGUUUUCCCUCCUCAAUUUGGCAACAAUUAAUCUUAGUCUCCACUCUUUCAUAGUGAGAAGGGAAUUUUGUUUUUUUCAAUGAGCCAAUAUGAAAGUAAAUUGCAAAAUGAAACCUUCAAAAUUGACAAUUUAUACACAAAAUAGUGAUUUUAUAUUUUACACUGCAUUGGCAAUUUAGAGACUUGAUUUAUUAUUACACUUAAAUCACUCUCAUAAUGGCACAAUAUACAUCAUUGGAAAUAGAUUCAAAAUUGUCUGUGAUUUUUGGUCUUUCUUGCUCUUGUACAAAGUGCAAUUGCUAGCAUUCUGGAUCUGUAGAUAAUGCACAGACAUCACGUAGGAGACUGUAGUGCUAUGGGUUGAGAGAGGACUAUGAUAUCAAUACCAAUAAUAAGUGUCUUCUAGCUGCACUCACAGCAUUCUAUGAAAAUAAAUAAUUUUUUUCACUACAGCUUUAAAAGCAAACAUAGUUUUCAAAGUAAGGCCACAGACUGUUAAACAGGAUGCUUUUUUGAUAUUCUAAUUGUGAAACAUGUAUUUUUCUAUUUGUUUUUUUGCGAUGAUGUGAUCAUGUAGUAGAAAUAGCGUUAGGUUUAGGAUUAAGACUUCUUAGGCUACUUUUUGCCAGUAGCUGGAUGAUUGAAUCAUCAGAAAGAACACUUCUGUAAUUCUAUAUACUACCUCAAUCAAUAACCCAGUCAGUUGUUUGUUAGGAUUUUUCACACUCUUCAAUGAGAUGCCUCUGCAAAUUUUCACCCACAUAAACUAUUUUUCUAUGUAUUUAUUGAUUUAUUUGUUUAUUACUUUGCUUAAUCAGUUAUCAAUUCAUUACAUUAUGUGCAUGGGCACUCUAGUUUGAUUUCUUUGUUAGUUCCUUUAUUAGUUACCUUACAGUACUUUUUGGAAACAGUUUAUUUCAUACAGGGUAUAGUGACAUUCUUCUUCUAACUUGUACAGUUAACACUGAAGUGUUAACUGUACAAGUUAGAAGAAGAAGGUAAUGGGAAUGGAAGCAAUGCUGUAAUUUUUGGUUCAUCUUUAAUACCAGGGACAGUGGUUAGAGAUUACCUAUUAAGCAACUUGCACAAUAAAUUCAUCAGAUGAUGGGCAACUCGUUA
Molecule: messenger RNA, 4928 nt
Organism: Strongylocentrotus purpuratus (purple sea urchin)
Lineage: Eukaryota; Metazoa; Echinodermata; Echinoidea; Camarodonta; Strongylocentrotidae
Product: protein-glutamine gamma-glutamyltransferase K
Exons: 14
Coding region: 131-2386 (751 amino acids)
Biological process (GO): peptide cross-linking
Molecular function (GO): protein-glutamine gamma-glutamyltransferase activity
Source: RefSeq, a predicted model, not a curated record